This is a messenger RNA of Lotus japonicus, 1645 nucleotides long. RefSeq lists its product as uncharacterized. The record is from RefSeq and is a predicted model, not a curated record. The transcript has 13 exons. The coding region runs from base 137 to 1522 and encodes 461 amino acids. Lineage: Eukaryota; Viridiplantae; Streptophyta; Magnoliopsida; Fabales; Fabaceae.
AGCUAGUUCGUAAGGACAAACCAUGGUGACUGCACCGAUGAUCGAAAAAGCAAAUUAAUAAUUUGAAGAAAGAACGUCAUCCAUUCUACUACACUAACUUCAAGCAGACACUCAACACUACACAGACUGUUGUGUUAUGGCCGAAGUGAUGAGAGGUGAGCACAGUGUUGACGUUCCAUCGGAAGACAAAAACAAACCUCAAUCAAAGCGCGUUGCGUCGCUUGACAUCUUUCGGGGUCUCACUGUUGCGUUAAUGAUCUUGGUUGAUGAUGCUGGAGGAGAAUGGCCAGUGAUUGGUCAUGCGCCAUGGAAUGGCUGCAAUCUUGCUGAUUUUGUUAUGCCUUUCUUCUUGUUCAUUGUUGGGAUGGCUAUUCCACUUUCUCUCAAGAGAAUACCAAAUAGACUCCAAGCUGUGAUAAAGGUGCUAGUUAGAACACUCAAACUUCUCUUUUGGGGUCUGCUCUUACAAGGUGGUUUCUCGCAUGCUCCGGACCAUUUAACAUAUGGAGUUGACAUGAAACUCAUAAGGUGGUGUGGUAUACUUCAGAGAAUUGCUCUAGCAUAUUUGGUUGUGGCGCUGGUGGAGAUAUUUUCAAGAAGUGGACAACCUAGAGAUCCUGAACCCACCCAACUUUCAAUAUUCAAGUUGUACUAUUGGCAUUGGGUGGUCGGGGCAUGUAUACUUACCGUUUACAUGGCUUUACUUUAUGGAAUAUAUGUUCCUGACUGGAAAUUCACUGUCCAUGAUCCAGACAGCAUAUAUAAUGGCACAACUUUCACCGUUGCAUGUGGAGUCAGAGGGAAACUUGAUCCCCCUUGUAAUGCUGUGGGAUAUAUUGACAGAGAGAUUCUUGGAAUUAAUCACAUGUAUAGGCAUCCAGCUUGGAAGCGAUCUGAAUCUUGCACUGAGAAACCCCCAUAUGAAGGGCCUUUUAAAAAGGAUGCACCUUCAUGGUGUUAUGCUCCUUUUGAGCCAGAAGGAAUUUUAAGCUCAGUAUCUGCUAUUCUCUCCACUAUCAUUGGAUUGCAUUUUGGACAUGUACUCAUACACCUGCAGGAUCAUCCUUCUAGGUUGAAGCACUGGCUUCUACUAGGCUUAGCGCUCCUUACUUCAGGAAUUAUUCUUCACUUCACUCAUGCCAUUCCUUUGAAUAAACAGCUGUACACACUAAGCUAUGUAUGUGUAACAUCUGGAGCAGCGGCGUUAGUUUUUUCAGCCUUCUAUAUAACGGUUGAUAUUUGGGGAUUAAAUUUCUUGUUCAUGCCGUUGAAAUGGAUUGGCAUGAAUGCCAUGCUUGUCUAUGUCAUGGCAGCUGAAGGUAUCUUUGCAGGAUUUAUUAAUGGGUGGUAUUAUGGUGACCCUCAUAAUACACUGGUCUAUUGGAUUCAAAAGCAUAUAUUCAUUGGAGUUUGGCAUUCAACGAGAGUAGGCAUCCUUCUGUAUGUGAUCUUCGCGGAGAUCUUGUUUUGGGCCAUCAUAGCAGGCAUUCUGCAUCAAUUGGGCAUAUAUUGGAAGCUUUGAACUUUAGAAACCAUGUGUUCUUAAUUUUUUUCAUAAACUUUGCAUCUAAUAUCAAAGAUGUGCCUGUUGUUGUAUCUUCAAUUUGAUCAAUUACUGAGUAAGGAGCCAGGUUGCUUAUUUCAA